UCUCCCCGAGCCAGCGCCCCUCCUCUGCAGCGCUGACGGUACAACGAUAUAAUAAUGAUGGGUGGCUGAGGCUCGCAUUUGAACUUGCAGGCUCGCUCCCUUUGCCCACUGCUCGGUCCCGGCUCCGCCGCUCGGAGUCAGGUGCUCGCCGGCGGGAAGCGAGCGAAGGAGGGGAGACCGAGCUCCGGCACAAGGGGAGAGCCCGGAACCACCGGCUCCUUCCAGCACUAACGAGGGGAUUUACUCUUUCAUGCGGCCACUGGGAUCUCUGGACUAGCCCAGCCACCACGUUGUGAUUUUUUGCUAUCUCUGCAAUACGCUACCUUUUAAGGUCAAGAUGUUGUUAAGUAUAAAAAGUAUCUUAUGGAUGUACUCUACGUUAGCUAUAACAUAUAUGCUACCUAAAGUUAAAGCAGAAAAAAAAACCCUGGUCAAGGGAUCUCUCUCUGGAACUUCAGUCCUGCCAUGCUUCUUUUCAACCACACCCACCAUCUCCUCCAGCUAUGCCGCCGAGUACCUCCGGAUCAAAUGGUCCAAGGUGGAACUGGACAAAAGCGGGAAGGACGCCAAGGAAACCACGGUCCUGGUGGCCCAAAAUGGCAACAUCAAAAUAGGCCAGAGCUACAAGGACAGGGUGUCUGUCCCCAGCCAUUCCGAGGAGAGUGGGGAUGCCUCGCUGACCUUCUCCAAGCUGCGCGCCAGCGAUGCCGGGGUCUAUCGCUGCGACGUCAUGUACGGAGUGGAGGACACACAGGGCAUCAUCUCUCUGGCUGUAGAGGGUGUUGUGUUUCACUACCGGGCUGCCACGAGCAGGUACACCCUGAACUUCACACAGGCUCACCAGACCUGCCGGGACAACGGCGCCGUCAUGGCCAGCCCAGAGCAGCUGAAGGCAGCCUAUGAGGAUGGGUUUGAGCAGUGUGAUGCUGGAUGGGUGUCUGACCAGACUGUCAGGUAUCCAAUUAGACAUCCCAGAGUGGGCUGCUUUGGAGAUAAGAUGGGAAAGAAAGGAGUCAGGACCUACGGGCGCCGCUUCCCUAACGAGACUUACGAUGUUUAUUGCUACGUGGAGCACAUGGAAGAUGAAGUGGUCCACGUCUCAUCCCCCCAGAAGUUCACCUUCGAGGAAGCCAGGGAGCUGUGUGAGGAGCGAGGAGGUGUCCUGGCUUCCGUGGGGAACCUCUACGUGGCCUGGAGGAACGGCUUUGACCAGUGUGACUACGGGUGGCUGGCGGACGGCAGCGUCCGCUACCCGGCCUCCGUGGCGCGGCCCCAGUGCGGCGGGGGUUUACUUGGGGUGAGAACCCUGUAUCGCUAUGAGAACCAAACAGGCUUCCCUUACCCCGAUAGCAAGUUCGAUGCCUACUGCUAUGAACCUAAAAAAGUCACAACAGAGCCUACAACCAUUGAGCCUGUGACAUCCCUGAGAACUGACAGCGUGAAAUCGUCGCCUGCUGGAGCUCCUCUGGAACCUCCCAUCUCUGAGACUCCGCUCACUGAAGUGCCAGCCACCCAAACAGUUUCUUUGGAGGAAACAACCCCAGAGUCUGAGGAAGACACAGAAAUGACUACUGAUGUGGCUGAGGAGAAAAGGGAGAUGGAGGUGCUCAUGGAGAACAUUCCGCUCACCACCCUUCUACCUCAGACUGUCACCGACGGCGAAACUUUCACUUAUGACACACUGGGAAGGACUGGGUACGAUGUCUCACCCAGGCUAACAGACACCACGGCCCCAGAUCUGGAACUGGAUCACACUUACUCUGAAGCAGAGUUGCCCGAGGAACAAGGUAGGUCUGAAAGCAUUGAGGACGCUUUCUUGACCUCUGUAAUUUUUCAGGAUAGCACAGCUGUAGCUAAGAGUUCCACUGGUUUUUGGGAAGAUGCUGAAACGGGAGAUGCACAGAGGCAUGAUGUUGAUAAUCAGACUGAGCAAAUAGAAGUGGGUCCUCUGAGGACAGCUACAGAUAGCUUCUUACAGACUUCUCGGAGAGAGGCUGCCAGGACAGGGACUGCAGAUUCACUAACAAAAGAGAACGUGUCUCACAGUGCUCACCUCACAAAUGCACCCACGGAAAAACCACUGGAGGCAAAAUCUGACGAGAAACUCACAACUGUUGUAAUCCCUAAAGCUUUUCUCACUGCUGAGUCUGCGGAGAGGGAGGGCAGUGAGAGCAUGCACACUGCUGUGUCUGGCACAGAUUCUGGGGUGGCUGCUGGUCAUUACCCAAGACCAGAAGUGCCUGCUGCAUCAGAGACACUCCUAGAUGAGCAAGCAGUAACUGCUGGACGGUUUUCUGCAGCGAAAGAGUCAACGCCCUGGGUUAAAUUUAGCUCUGCAACAGCAUUUGACAGCGAGGCCUCAGCUCAAGGGAGCACAGAGGACCUGAGGGAUGUGCAGCCCACCGUAGCAUCUGGAACACCUGUAUCCUUUUCUGUGUCAGCUGCUGAUCAAACAGAAUCUGAGGCCCUCUCUGGAAGCACUGAUGCCCUGCCAAGCUUUGGAGAAGGCACCAUGUCUCUUAUCCCCUCAUCUCAGCAGACAGAAGCAUCAGCUGUCUUAGAGGAGCAGGAGGAAACAGAACAGCCAGAAAUGAGGACUACAGAUGUGGAGGUCCCUCAUUCCACAGCUGCCAUUCCUGCAUGUGUUGCGGCAGAAUCUGAGGGAUGUUCUGCAAGGGAGAAGACCACACAGGCCCCUCCAGGUUCUGGCACGUGGCUGCCAACAGAUAAAGAGGAGGGGUAUAUGACAGAAGAGUCAUCUCAAGCUGGAAGAGUGAUCGAGUUAGCUACAGAGGAUGGCUUCUCUGGAACGGAGCCCUCAUCAUCUCCAGGGCACAUUGUGGAAUCCACAGUGCAUUCAGGAGCUCCAGUUUCAGCAGCUACAGAUGCAACUGAGACAAGCAGGGAGCCAGAAGAGACCACAAGGGAUGAAGACGUGGUAUCAUCUGAUUUUGGUCAGAGUAGAGACACUACAAGUGUAGCCCACAUGAGCAGCUCCCUGGCUUUGGAAAUGACCACAGUAUCCAAAAUACCAGUGGAAGAAAGUAGUGCAACCAUAGGGUUUUUUAGCUCCCCAAGUGUAACUGUAUGGCCAAGUGCUGUGCCCACAGCUGUGGGGGUAACUGAGCGUGAAGGAGAUGACACAUCAAGGGCAGAGGGAACUAUUAAAUUUGCAGGUGUAACCAAGGUAGAUACUGCAGUUCCACAGAAGGAGUAUGAUGCUUCCCUAGUUCCAGUUACUCUAGAGAGUGAGGUCACUAGAGAUAUGCCAAUUACUGAUCAGACUCCUUUUGAUGAUGUCUUUCAUACAGAAGCAACAGAAACAACUGCAAAACAUAGCAAGGUGUUCCCAGAACUCUCCACACUGGACCAAGGUUUGGAACCAAGAACUGCCACACUGUCUGUGACAUCUGCCCACACACAUGAACCAGAGAUGUCACCAGGAUCUGAAUGGUCUCAAACAGCAGUUCAGGAGACUCUGGAUGAGACAGGCUCAGCUUAUGAGGAGAUGUACACAGCCACAGAGACACCUGUGCCUGCAGUGACAUCCACAGACCAUGGAGGAGUUCUGGCACCUGAGGAAACCAGCACCUGGUUGCACCUCACGGUGACUCCAGCAGCUGGAACUGCUCCUGACCAGGAUGAGGAGAUCACUGAGGUGAUGCCCAUAACUGCUGGAACUGAAGCAAAGACACAGGACAGCCCAGGAACCCCAACCAGGGAGGAAGAUGAUGCAGUGAGCUGGGAUUCUGUGCCACCUUCCCAUACGGUGCCAACAGGACAUUCCACGGUGGAAAGCAUUACUGACCUGACUCUGGGAGCUUCUCCAAGCCAGGCAACAGAAGGCUCAGGAAUGACUACAGAACCUGAGGAAACCAGGCCAGCUGUAUUUGCAGCUACAGCAACAGAUAGGGCUACAACUCUCAGCAGCACAACAACACCUUCCCUCGGUGCUGCAGACAAAGCUCAGCCUACAUCUGCAACCAAGCCUUUUGUCACUCAAAAGUCUCCACGCAUCAUUCCCGAGGAAGAAGAGGAGGUAACAAGCCAUGACAUCAUCAUAAUUGAUGAAUCUGUUUCUCCCAGCAAAGCCACUGCUGAGGAUGACCUGCCAGGAAAGAUGCUGGAGCCAGAGAUCGAUAAGGAAUAUUUCACAGCGUCCACUGCCACGGCAGUGGCACGACCUACUGCUCCACCCCAAGUGAAGGAGGCCACAGAGGCCUUGCAACCUCAGGAGGUGUCUCCUUCUACUUCACACCCUGAUAAUGACAUAAGAUUGUAUGUUAUUCAAAUCACAGGCAAUGACACAGAUCACCCGGUGAAUGAAUUUUUGGAUCUGUUCAAUCGCCACAUGCUUCCUCACGCAAUAGAUGAAACCCACAUUGAUGCAGAGUCAGCUCAGACUGAACCCUGUACUUCAGACUCUGUGCAGGAUUCGUCUGAAUAUAUAAUAUUGGAUCCUUUCUUUCCAAACUAUGCAGAGUUUGAGGAAGAUGAAGACUGUGAGAAUACUACUGAUGUUACAACCCCUCCAGCUUUGCAGUUCAUCAACGGGAAGCAGCAAGUCACCAGUGCACCUAAGAGCACAAAAGCUGAGGAGGCGAGGAGUGACCAAAUCGAAAGCGUUGCACAUUCCAAAAAUGUCACCUUUUCCCAAAUCAACGAGACAAACACAUUUAUCAUUAAUGAAUCUGAAGCUUCUGGUACUAUGCAACCAAGCAAAGCUGGAGAAGUAAUAGGGGCGUUCGAGGUCACGCAACCAACCUCAGGGGCUGCAAUGUUAGAGCCUGUCUAUAGUGGGGAGUCUGAAGUUGUUACAACAGAUAAAUCAGUAGCCACCACUUCUUCACACGAGCAGUCUGUGCAAAACAGCGGAGAGACCAUGACCUGGCAGGGAACUGAGGAGAGCUCCACUAAAGAUAGCAAAAACCCGCUCUUGAUUUCGAGUGAAUUCUCUGGAGACGGCUCCUCUGAAUCUGAUCUGUCCACUUCAGUCUUAGAAGUUGUGACAGGGUCAAGAAAGGAUGAUGAAAAAAGCUCUGGUAUAACGUCUUCUCCUGAUGCAUUUACUGAGGAAAGUUCUGCUGUAACUGCUUCUCUGGAGGCAUUUUUUAUUCCUGGUACGGAAGACAACGUUGUAACUGACCUUAUUUCAGAAAAGGCAACCCCUGCUCCUGGAGAUCAUUCUAAAACAACUCUCAAACUUAAUGCAAAUUCCCCUGGUGAAAACAUUCUGGAAACAAGUCAUACAGCAAAGCCUGAGAUGAAUGCUGCUUCAUUUAUGGUGCUGGAAGGCUCUGGAGAUGUGAAAGAUAGCAUCACUGUAACUCCAGCCGUGACAGAGGAAAUAGCAGUAACAGAAACACUUUCAAUGCAAGACAUUUCUUUGGGCUCCGGCACAGAACUGCUGACAGAAUUUUCUGUAACUGAUUCAGGAGUCACCUCUGCUUUGCCCAGAGCUAUAAGUACUCCUUCUUCUGCUUUUGAUCAAAGCCCUCAAGUAACUGUUGCCACCAACUCUGUGUCUGAGCUAAUUACGGAAAAAGUGUUUGCCAGUUCUCUUGUAACUGAAAAGAGUACUGAUAUUGAAAAAGAAAUGCACACCACUCUUUAUGGAGGUCAUCAAAAUUCAGCUACUGCUGCAGAGGAAAAUGUGGAUUUGAAUGAACUUGGGAGCACUACAAGUGAAGUCAGAACUGUAAGUCAAGAGCCCCUCAGAAGAACAGUACCAGGUACCAUAAGUUCUGAAACCAAAAAGGUCACCACCAUUCCUCUCCUGAGGGAGAAGAAGCUUUUUGUAAAUGAGGGAUCAGCAGAAGAGCCUGCAGACAUAUUUUCAGGGGGUUCCACAAGCAGAGUGGUAAGUAUUGGCUCCCCAUUUAUUGAUCCAGGUUCUGGAGACACAGAUUUUGUUGUUGAGUCUGCUACUUUGACUUCGGUCCCGUUAAGGCCUGUCACUGAAACACAAACAGAAAUGUAUGAGGGAAAAAUUUACAGCACAGAUGGUGCUCCACCAAAGGAUGCAACAACAGAAUAUGAAAAACAUGCAAGAACAGAUGAACCUGCAGCAACAGUUUUGAGUACUUGGUCAGAGAGCUUCACAGAGGGGUCUGGAGUAGAAAGUCAGAUGUCCCUGGAUAUGUUUAGUACCAAAACCCCAGGAGAAACAAACAUGGAAACAAAACCAACCUACACAGCUCCUUCUGACAUAAAAUCUGGUUCCACAAAAGAGAUAACAUCUCACAUUGCACCAGGAAUUGAAACUGGAGAUUCAGAAAUGGGUGAGACCACAUCCCCUCCAGGAUCUGUGGUCAGUAACAACCCUCAUGGGGGCUUGGUGACACAUGGUACUGGCAGUAAAAAAGCAGUAGCUGAAUCUACAGAAAGCAAAGAUGCAAGAGUUGGUUCUUCAACUGUCUCCUUGGGCAAGAUUUUCCUGAUUGAGCAUGGCUCUGGAGAAGAAUUCAAAGAUGACAGCAGCACCACAAAACUCAUGUCUAAUGGACCUACGGAAGAAAUACUUGGAGAUCAUUUCUCAGUUACUGACCAGGGAUCUGGAGAACCAGACUCAUCCACUGGGUCAUUUACAGAAACAUCAGUUGCCCCUACUGGGAGACCAGAAACAUGGGAAAAGGAUGACAGACAAGCUGUCAGCACAUCACCUCCGAGUCCUGCCUUCACUACAGAUCCUGGUGAGCAGGUCACCAGUCCUGAACAUGAGGUAACCUCCGUGGGGACUGCAGGGGACGUGAGAACUGAGGAGAAAACUGUUGAUGAGCUGAGGGUGAGAACUUUUUCUACGAAAAUUCCUUUGAUGGAAGAGAUACAUUCUGGGGAAGAGAUGGCAAGUGAAAUUUCACCAAAAGCUACGGAAUUUUUUGAAGAAACAACAACAGACCUGUUCUUUAAAAGUACACAAACUAGCCAUGAACAUCUGGGAAUUUUGAAUGUUCCAACUCCCAGUCCUUAUCUGGAAGAAAAGGAAUUAGAAACUGAACCUGUUAAAAAAACACUUUUGCCAUUUAAUGAUGACAGAGUAACUGAGGCUGCAACAAUUGAAAGGAAAUAUGUAAGCUCUCCAGUCACAGUUGUAGAGCAAGAGGAAGAGCUGGUGCAAAACAUUUUCCCUACUAAAGAUAUUCCCAGAACGUUCCUGACACCUAAGGAAGAAAAGCUGUCAAAUAACGAGCUCACUGGUGAUCCCCUGUUUUCAGGACAGGGGUCGGGAGAUGACCUUGCUGCUCUUCCUUCUGUGGUGCCAUUUGUUGUCCAAAAAAUCAAGAGUACCUCAAGCCCUGAAACUUCUCACCCUACAACUAUGGGACCUGGACUUUCCACUGACAUGACACAAGACUUUGAACGAGGAAGCACUCCAGCAGAUGCUGAAGUUAUUGAAGAAGUCACAAGUGCUGUAGCUGAGCUGCUGCCGGAAACUGGAGACCCAUUCCCCACCUCCACGUUCCCCAGUUCCUCAGCUUUGGCAGAAGACAGCUCCAAGAGCUUCAUCUCUAAAGAGACUGAAGACACCACACAUUAUUUUGUGGCAAAUGAAGAACCACAGGAAAAGGAAACUGACUACAGGAGAGGAGAAAAUGAAACAGAUAAGACAACACCCACGUCUAAAGCUAUUUCUCAAGAGGAAAAUUCACAUUUUCUGAUUAAAGGUGGCACAACUCCUGUAUCUGUUAUACUGAAUGGAACUCCCAGCCCUGAAACAGAGGAAUCUCUUGUAACAUCAGCCACAAAAACAAUGGGCAGAGUACUACCAGAGGGCUCUGGGGAAGGAUCUGGCUGGGUUGGUGUUUCAGAUUCAUCUUCCCCUGAUAUGUUUACCCAUUUCUCAAUACCCACCGUAUCCAAAGUGGAACUAAAUGUUUCAUCUAGUGUUCCUGGACAUGUCUAUUCCAAAGUUAUGACCACAGAGGCUCCGAGAGAUGGAUCACAGACUGCAAUCACAGGACUAGUCUCCCUUUUUACAGAAGAAACAGAGGUUUUGGUAAAUCCAUCUGCUGCUCAUCCAAAGACAGCUUCAUCAGAGGAACUAACAAGCGAUGCUGGGUUGUAUGAAAAAAUUAUUCCUAUGAUUGAUGACAAAAAAAGUGUCAUACUGAACGUUUCUGUUUAUGGUGAUAUUACCCUGAUUGAAGAACGACUGCAAACCCCACCGGAAGAAACAACUAUUAUAGACAUGGAUCACUCUAAAUCAAUGCCUGAGGAUAUAAUAAGUGUGCAGACAAUGCCAAAUCCCAUUGCACAGUCAACAUAUGGCUAUGACGACAGCAUGACAGCUGAAGGGGAGAAAUAUUAUUCCACUCCCAGGUUUUCCAUCGCCACAGAAAAGACACUGGGAUCUGGUGAUAAUCUUCCUCUGACUACUUCCAGUCCACCAAGUAGAGAGUUGGUGACUUCUGGGCACAGACCAGCCUCAGGAGAUGUGGAUUUGGGUUCAGGGGAUGACAUGAAUUUUGCAACAGAUACUCUCACCACCACGGAACCCUCUGAACUGGGCAUUUUCCUUCCUACAGUGCCAUCUCUGGCAAGCCCUCAGGUGCCUCAUGAGUCCCAACCUGUUGUAACCAACCCCAGAGAAGACACCCAUGAGCCGAGUACUUCAGCAAACAGCCAAGUAAUAGCAGAUCAAAGUGAAACAAUCUCUGGCUUUUCUGGGAUGGGCCAAGAAGAGCUGGCUGAUAAUCAGCCUGUGGCUCCUUCUCUUACACCAGUUGUAACUGGUGAGCCAGAAAAGGCUUUGACAACUGGCGAGCUUGAGUUAAGUGUUGUCACCACGCAGCCAACAUCCCAGCUGACAACUGAGUCACCUACCAAGGGUGCAGGGAAUCGUCCCACGGUGUACACAAACACAAAAUCAGCAUCAGCAGAGUAUGAGGACACAGAUCCAGUGAGUUUCUAUUCUGUUUCUCAAACUCCUAAAUCAUCAGUAACUGUUCAUUUAGUAAACGGAGUAUCUGAGUACCCUGAGGUAAUAAUUACAAGCACAUCAUCAUCAUCAUCAUCAUCAUCAAGGGAUUCACAUCAGUCCAAUCACUCAUCAGGAGGAAUCUUCAAAGAGGUUAGUUCUGAUAUUACAGCAACAUAUAAACCACCCACUAGUGACCUUAUUGACACGACAGAAUCCUCUCUGCUGGAGCUGUCUCCCGAGCCUGUUUCAGACAGCACAAGCACAGAAAGCACUCCUCAGUUUGGCAGGCUUCUAACUGGUGGGACAGAGGAGACAGAAACCCCUGGAACUGAUUUAGCUGGUGAGGAAGAAGCUGCUGUUUCUGGAGAUUCUCCAUCAAUACAUGUCUUGCCUACUGCUUUUCUGAGUUUUGGAGAAAGAGCGAGCACAGAUAUUCCAAGAGUCAGCACAACAGAUGUCGAAGCUUCCGCAGGGAGAGUCAAUAAUCCCCACCAAGAGGAAGACAGGACUGCUGAGAGACAGAACCCCUGGCUCAUGUCCACAACUGUUUCAGACUCACCCAACAGCAUCGAAAGUGAAGGAUUUAAACCUGGCCAGGAAGCAGUUACAAUGCUAACCUCGCCCUCCCAGCUUUUGGAUGGAGGCACAGAAACACAGGCGGCUUGGUUUGGUCAGGGGGAGAUCACAACCACCUCUUCUAACAUUGCAACCAACAGCAUUGCCCCUGGGAACAGUCCCUACCAAAAGGAGCCAUCAACACUGAGCUCUGAGGAGCCAAACUCUGUGGAAACUGUGACUUCAUCCUUUUCCCUCCCGGAAGUCACGAACGGAUCAGAUUUCGUGAUUGGCACCAGUGUGGGUUCAGUUGAAGGCACAGCAGUGCAAAUUCCAGGUCAAGAUCCAUGCAAGAGCAACCCCUGCCUCAAUGGUGGUACCUGCUACCCACGUGGUUCCUUCUACAUCUGUACCUGCCUGCCAGGUUUCAACGGGGAGCAGUGUGAAUUAGAUAUCGAUGAGUGCCAGUCCAACCCGUGCCGGAACGGAGCCACGUGCAUUGACAGCCUCAACACCUUCACCUGCCUGUGCCUGCCCAGCUAUGUCGGGGCUCUCUGUGAGCAAGACACGGAGACCUGUGACUACGGCUGGCACAAGUUCCAGGGGCAGUGCUACAAGUACUUCGCGCACCGGCGCACGUGGGACACGGCGGAGCGGGAGUGCCGCCUGCAGGGAGCACACCUGACCAGCAUCCUGUCCCACGAGGAGCAGAUCUUCGUCAACCGUAUUGGCCAUGACUACCAGUGGAUUGGCCUCAAUGACAAGAUGUUUGAGCGUGACUUCCGCUGGACUGAUGGUAGCCCACUGCAAUAUGAGAACUGGAGACCAAACCAGCCAGACAGCUUCUUUUCUGCUGGGGAAGACUGUGUUGUUAUAAUCUGGCAUGAGAACGGGCAGUGGAAUGAUGUCCCAUGCAAUUACCAUCUCACUUAUACCUGCAAGAAAGGAACAGUGGCUUGUGGCCAGCCUCCUGUCGUGGAAAAUGCAAAGACCUUUGGGAAGAUGAAGCCCCGUUAUGAGAUCAACUCCCUCAUCAGAUACCACUGCAAGGAUGGCUUCAUCCAGCGCCACAUCCCGACCAUCCGCUGCCAGGGGAACGGACGAUGGGAUAUGCCCAAAAUUACUUGCAUGAAUCCCUCCACAUACCAAAGGACUUACUCUAAGAAAUACUACUACAAACACUCCUCAUCAGGCAAGGGGACGUCGUUAAACUCGUCCAAGCACUACCACCGCUGGAUCAGGACGUGGCAGGACUCGAGGCGCUGAGAGCUAAAUGGUGAAUUGGGGAUUUCCACCAUUUCAGCCAAAGUCAUAACUUUCUGUGCCUUUUUCUAUCACUUAUAGGAGUAUUAUCGAAUCGUUUUGAAACUAAGGACUGCAGUAUUCACGACGCGUUUUGCAAAAAAAAAAAAGGAAAAAAAUAAAAAUUGCAGUGUUUAUCAGAAAAUUUAAGAAAUAAAUAAAAAAAGAGGAGAAGUGCUUAUGGGGAUAAAAGGAAACCAUUUCCAGCCUAUAAAGAUUAUUAGUUUUCUAUAUGCCAUCGGUGUGGACCAUUUUAUGAUAUGUACCAGCCUUCUGCAAUAUUUAAACAGCUCAAUUUUAGCACCAAUGAAAAUGUAAAUAAGAUGAUUUUAAUGUUGUUUGACUGUGUGUUGUUUUUAAAAUCCUGUAUAUAAAAUGAAAAGUCACACUAAUUUCAGGCAUAUUUAUGGUUAGAACGGCCUCAGAGGUCUUCAGUCAUUUAUGACGUUGUUUCUGUGUUGUUUACCUAGGCUGGAAAUGGUUGAAAUAAAGACUUCACUGACUGAAAUUUGCAAUUAUCAGGUGAAGAUAAACACACAAGUGACAUGACUUUUUUUUUUUUUUUUUUUUCUAUUUAAUGGGAGCUGUGCCAAUUCCCACCCAAGGUACAGUUUGUGUCCCAUGAGAUGAAAAGUUUAGGCAGAGCACAUAAAAGUGGCACGAAGCAUGAACUAGGGACUGCAAUAUGGAAUGUUUUUUCUGCUCUCCAUUCCAGCUUCAGCACAUGUGAGAAAGGACUGUGUGGAGGAGUUGUGUAUGACAAGGAGAGCCUGUAAAAUUCCAAGUGCUAAUACAUUAACUUUAUCAACCAGGGCCACUUUUUUGUUGUUGUUUAUUUGUUUUUUUGGCUUUUUUUGAGAAGAGAAAAAAAAGGAAACAAGGAAAAAAAUUACUUUCAUGAUAUUAACCACAAGGUCUAUAUUACAGGUCUCUGCAUUCUAAAAUGGAGGUAGACCUGGUGUUUGGGGGAUUUUUUUUUUUGUAGAAAACAAACAAAAAUCAAAAAAGUAAAUAAUUUUGUAUAUAUAACCAUUUUUUAAUCUUUUUAUAAAGUAAUGAAUGUUUGUGUAUGAAUGCUGCAGCUGUGAAGCGUACAUAAAUAAAUGAAGUAAGCCAUA
Molecule: messenger RNA, 11895 nt
Organism: Serinus canaria (Common canary)
Lineage: Eukaryota; Metazoa; Chordata; Aves; Passeriformes; Fringillidae
Gene: VCAN
Product: versican
Exons: 15
Coding region: 338-10741 (3467 amino acids)
Biological process (GO): cell adhesion
Molecular function (GO): hyaluronic acid binding; calcium ion binding
Source: RefSeq, a predicted model, not a curated record